Moneuplotes crassus is the source of this 1278-nucleotide messenger RNA. The record is from the annotation of a GenBank genome assembly. Lineage: Eukaryota; Ciliophora; Spirotrichea; Euplotida; Euplotidae.
UUUGAAUACUUCAAUAAAGCCAAACAGAUCGGACCGAUGAAGAAGAUCGCAAACCUCGUCAACAAGUUCAAACCCAAGAAAGAGUAUACCAUUGGGGACGUUACGGUCAAGCAAGAAGAUGUUAUUUCUGAAGGGGGUUAUGGGUAUGUCUACUUGGCCCAUAAGAAGGAUCAUUUUGAUAAUAAGUUUGCACUGAAGAAGAUCAUGGUUCAAGAUAAAAUUAACUAUGAAGCUGUACAAAGAGAAACAACCCUCUGGGCUCAACUGGAAGAUAGUCCUUAUCUUUGUAAAUACCUUGGUCAUAUUGAGCAUGAACAUGAGGGAUGUAAGGAAGUUAUCAUUCUUUGUGAGUAUUGAGACGGCGGAACGCUUAUAGAUCUCCUAGAACUGAAUGAUCUCAAACUUAUAGAAGCGGAUAUUAUCUAUCUCAUGACUCAAAUCUCCCAAGGCCUCAAGAUAAUGCACAGUCAUAGCCCUCCGAUAGCACACAGAGAUAUUAAAGUUGAGAAUAUUUUGAUGAAGGAAGAUAGCUGCAAAUUAGCAGAUUUUGGUUCUUGCUCAACUGAUACUCUUGAUUACAAGGAAGAUAACAAAACAGUAAUCUCAGAGAAGUUUGAAUUAUUUGAAAAAUACACUACAUUGAUGUACAGGCCUCCUGAAAUGAUCGACAAAUAUCAAAAAUAUCCAGUAGGAACUCAAGUUGAUAUAUGGAUGCUUGGAUGUGUACUCUAUACCCUCUGAUUUGCAAAGCACCCAUUUCAAGAAGCUCAAAAGUUAGCUAUUGUAAAUGCUCAUUAUUACAUCCCCGAUGGGGACCAAGAGCGAAUAGGUACUAAGCUGAGGGACCUCAUCAGGCUUAUGCUCACUCCAGAUCCAAGGAAAAGACCUGAUAUCCAUAAAAUCUUGUGCAUCCUUGAAAAUUGGGAUGAAAUCGAUGCCAUCCCUCUCAAUGAUGAUGCAUUUAAAGUAAAAUCUAAGCAGGAGGCUAUCUCAGAAAUUAAACUUAGUCGAUAUACUGAGAUGCAAACAGAUUCUUUAGAUGGAAAAGAUCCAUUUGCAUUGAAAGUUUCUGAUCUUAGUUCAUCGCAAGAGAAACCAAAGGAUAAAAAGCACCCAGUUGAAGAAAAGAGGAUUUGAAGGUGCCUCCUCCUGAUACGAUAGGUUGGGCUAAUUUUGAGGAUCAGGAUUUUCCAAAUAAAGCUCAAAGCUUCGAAGAAGAUUUCAAAUUUGAAAAUUCUGACAAAAAAGCCCAAAAUAACAGUAAUCCUAACUGGUUUG